UGAAGUUGACGUCGCGACCUCUCUCUCUGUGACACUGUCUCGUAUUUAUUGUCGAGCUCCUUCAUCAACUUCAGCACAUUGGGUGUAUCGGUGUGAAUCCCCCUCGACAUAGAAAGGAAAUGGCGAAGCAAGGCGCGGAGCAUCUGCAGGAGCCAUGGAGGCGGGACCUGGAGGGAAAAGUGGUUAUGGUGACGGGGGCGUCCUCCGGACUCGGCCGCGAAUUCUGUCUUGACCUCGCCAAUGCCGGCUGCAAGAUCGUGGCAGCCGCUCGCAGGGUCGACCGCCUCAACUCCCUCUGCCACCAAAUCAAUCACCUCGCUUCUUCUUCGGUGUCCGAUUCUCGAGGUUGCCGAGCCGUGGCUGUAGAGCUAGACGUCUCUGCCGAUGCUCCCACCAUUGAGACGUCAGUACAAAAAGCUUGGGACGCGUUCGGGCAUAUCGACGCCUUGAUCAAUAAUGCGGGAGUUAGAGGUAAUGUGAAAUCUUCGUUAGACUUGUCUGAGGAGGAAUGGGAUCAGGUCUUCAAGACAAACUUAAAAGGAACCUGGUUGGUGUCAAAAUAUGUCUGCACACGCAUGCUUGAUGCGGAGCGGGGAGGAUCCAUCAUUAACAUAUCUUCAAUUGCUGGUCUUGACCGUGGGCAGUUGCCUGGAGGUGUCGCCUAUGCGUCCUCAAAGGCAGGCGUAAACACCUUGACAAAGGUUAUGGCUUUGGAAUUGGGAGUUUACAAAAUUAGGGUGAAUUCAAUAUCACCUGGCCUUUUCAAAUCUGAGAUCACUCAGAGUCUCAUGCAAAAAGAUUGGCUGGAUAACGUGGCUAAGAAAACUGCCCCUUUAAGAACAUAUGGCACGUCCGAUCCGGCAUUAACAUCACUUGUUCGAUACUUACUACAUGACUCUUCUGAAUAUGUUUCAGGCAACAUUUUCAUUGUUGAUGCAGGUGCAACGCUACCGGGUAUUCCCAUUUUCUCUUCCCUUUGAUGUUCAUGUUUUGUACUGACAUAUAACUAAGUUUCAUUAUACUGAGAUAUGAGGACAAUCUACCUCAUGCGUGAGGUAUUAGUAGUUUCUGAA
This is a messenger RNA of Carya illinoinensis, 1073 nucleotides long. Its product is annotated as 3-oxoacyl-[acyl-carrier-protein] reductase FabG-like. Gene Ontology annotation, molecular function: oxidoreductase activity. The record is from RefSeq and is a predicted model, not a curated record. NCBI's taxonomy places the organism in Eukaryota, Viridiplantae, Streptophyta, Magnoliopsida, Fagales, Juglandaceae. Bases 120 to 980 code for a protein of 286 amino acids. The transcript has 3 exons.